UCGCUGAAUCAAGCAAAGCGAAUAUGUGGCUACUGAGGUCUUCCUUAAUCUUGGCCGUGGCUGUUAGCCUGGCCACGGCAGAGGAGAAGGCGGAGAAGGACACAAAGGCUGAAUCCAGCAAUGUUGAAGACAGCAAAAAACAAGACAAAAGAGGUUUAUCAGACUUAUAUGGCGACCAUGGCUACGGCGGUGGUUACGGCGGCGGUUACGGCGGUGGUUACGGCGAUGGUUACGGCGGGUCUUACAGUAGUGGUUAUGGAAGCCAUGGCGGCCUUGGAGGAUCUCUAGGAGGUUUCGAAGGAGGCAUCGGGCAUGGUCAUGAAGAACAUGAAAAGACUGUGACAAUUGUGAAAAAUGUCGCAGUACCAUACCCUGUUGAGAAACACAUCCCUGUACCAGUGGAAAAGCACGUCCCAUACCCAGUCAAAGUGCCUGUGCCUCAUCCAUACCCCGUAUACAAAACGGUUCACUACCCGGUAAAAGAGUUUAUCAAAGUACCCGAGUACAUUUCAAAGCCAUAUCCCGUGGAAAAGGAAGUAGCUGUUCCAGUGAAGGUCCACGUUGACAGACCAGUGCCAGUCAAAGUUUACGAGCACGUUCCUUACCCAGUGGAAAAACAUGUCCCCGUACCUGUCAAAGUUCACGUACCCCAACCCUACCCAGUAGAGAAACAUGUACCAUUCCCGGUUAAGGUUCCAGUCAAAGUGAACGUACCCUACCCAGUAGAGAAGAUAGUCCAUUACCCUGUACACGUACACGUUGACCACCCAAGGCCCGUACCAGUUGAAAAGCCUGUGCCAGUACCAGUCGAAAAGCCUGUUCCCUACCCCGUGGAGAAACCUGUACCCUACCCAGUGAAAGUACAUGUAGACCGCCCAGUACCAGUGCACGUAGAGAAACCAGUGCCUUAUCCAGUCAAGGUUCACGUACCAGCUCCUUACCCAGUCGAAAAAGUCAUCCCCUACCCGGUUGAAAAGAAAGUGCCUAUUCCAGUGAAGGUGCCAGUUGACAGGCCAGUGCCAGUCCAUAUCGAGAAACAUGUACCGUACCCAGUUGAAAAGCAUGUACCCUACCCAGUUAAGAUCCCGGUACCAAUUGUGCACCACGAAGAGCACCAUGGCGGUGGUUACGGCGGUGGCAGCAUCGGCGGUAGCUAUGGAGGCCAUGAAGGCUUAAGUGGUGGCUUUCAUGAAGGAGGAUUGAGUGGCGGCAUUGAAGGUUACGGUGGCCAAGAAGGUGGUCUUGAAGGUUACGAUGGCCAUGAAGGUGGUCUUGAAGGGCUGGAAGGCCACAGCUUAGGAGGUUACGAGAAUGGUCACGAAUACCAUCAUUAAUAGUCUGAUCUCUUCUUUGUUUUUUAGCUUUAAAUGUUGAUUUGUGUUUAGUUGUCGACUAAGUAUUUUAUUUCCUAUGU
Molecule: messenger RNA, 1414 nt
Organism: Pieris brassicae (large cabbage white)
Lineage: Eukaryota; Metazoa; Arthropoda; Insecta; Lepidoptera; Pieridae
Gene: CPG11
Product: proline-rich protein 4-like
Exons: 2
Coding region: 24-1334 (436 amino acids)
Source: RefSeq, a predicted model, not a curated record